AUGCGCACGGGGCCGGAGAGCUACAGCGUGGCGGUGUGCAACCGGGGACCGGGGGCCUUAGAGUUCCAUCCCAGCCGCCUGGUGCCGAAAGACGGGCCAGGCGGGCCGAAGCUGAAGCUUCUGGCGACCCUGCGCUUCGAGCAGGUGCCGAGGGCCCGCGCCUGCGACCCGGGCUUCUGGGCACUGGCUUUCGCGCAGUGGGUGCCCGGGGCCACGGAGUACCACCGCGCCGAGGUGCUUUACGACGUGCUGCUGCCUUGGCUGGCGGGUGGCCGGAUCAGUGAGUGCCUAGCAACCGAAGCGCGGUUUAGCCGGGUCUGGCGCACUCCCUGUAGGUCCAACACUGCCUGCAUGAAGAACUUGCUGGAGGCGCUGCGGCUGCUGACUCGGAGCGCUCCGUGGCGCCCGCUGCUGGCGGCGCUUCGGCGCGAGGCGCUGGUGCUGGCGGCGGAGGAGCUGGCUUUGCAGCCGCUGGCUUCGCCGCAGGCGACGGCGGCGCUGGGCGUCCUGGAGCCCUACAGCAGCAAGCUGCGGCUGGAGCAGUUGCCGGCGAAGCCGGCGCCCACCUGCAAGGUCAUUGCGCUCUUCUUCUCCGUUCCCGGCAAUGUGUCGGACGAGGUGCACAGGCGCCUGUCAAAGCUGGUCACCGACGUGUGGGACGCCCACGGUGGCGGCGCGCUGCUGGUCUGCGAGUGCCCGUUGGGCGAAGGCCCGGCACGGGAAUGGGCGGUCUGCGGCGACGCGGGGCUGGCGCGGGCCUACGGCCUGGAGGCCGCCCAGGAGCCCAAGGUGCUGCUCUUCCGCGCCGACGGCCGGAUGCUGACGGAGGAGGGCCUCCAGACGCUGGUGCGGGAUCCGACUGGCAAGGACUUCCCCUGGGACCCCGCAGGCCUGGCGGCCUCGGACGUGGCGCUGCUGCGCUUCGGCUGCCGAUCCGUGGCGCUGCGGCGCAAGGACUUCUCUCGCGCGGUCCUGUCGUUCGGAGAG
This is a messenger RNA of Effrenium voratum, 987 nucleotides long. Lineage: Eukaryota; Dinophyceae; Suessiales; Symbiodiniaceae. The record is from the annotation of a GenBank genome assembly.